Messenger RNA from Psilocybe cubensis, 2430 nucleotides. RefSeq lists its product as uncharacterized. The transcript has 7 exons. The coding region runs from base 1 to 2430 and encodes 809 amino acids. Gene Ontology annotation, cellular component: autophagosome; cytoplasm. The record is from RefSeq and is a predicted model, not a curated record. Gene Ontology annotation, biological process: autophagy; peptidyl-serine phosphorylation; autophagosome organization. Lineage: Eukaryota; Fungi; Basidiomycota; Agaricomycetes; Agaricales; Agrocybaceae. Gene Ontology annotation, molecular function: protein serine/threonine kinase activity; ATP binding.
AUGCCACAACAGACGACUCAAAGCAACUGGCCCCACCGUGCCAUUCCCAAGCCGGGGCCACUUGCACGCGAGGGAAAGACCCCGUCCUUGCACUACAGACAUGCCGCGGUGAAGACGUUGACACAUUUAUCGUCCUCCUCGUUCGUGUCAUUCGCGUCUUUCGCGUCGUUCGCGUCAUCCUCGUCAUCCUCGUCCGCGUCGGCGUCGUCGUCAGCCCAGUCGUACCCUCUGUUCACGGUCAACAGCCCCACCUCUCCGAAUUUCAAAGUAGACCUAAACCAUACAGGUACUUCGAGCUCAAGAUCAAACUCGCGAUCAAGAUCAAAAUCAAGCUCCAGCGCACGAUCGGGCUCAGGAUCAGUCCCCAGCCCAAGCGCCCCAGCGUGCACCUCUUCCUCUUCCUCCUCCUCCUCCUCCAACGCGAGCAGCAUAUGGGGCGUCUGCUCCCGCCAGCACGCGCUCGACACACAGCUCCGCGGCCGCACGCUGUAUUCCGCCCACCCAGACGAGACGCCGACACCAAAACAGCACGCCUUCCCUUCCAGUGCCGGUGCCGGUGCCAAAACCUCCAAGUGCGAUUCCAAAGGCCGCAGCAAAAGCGAAAACACUAGCGCAAUCAAACGCAAAGCCACAAGCAAAAGCACCAGACAGCCACGACUCAGCAGGCCCGAGUCUCCACGCGCCGACAAGACAAAGUCUUCAAGCGACACAAGUCAAAAAGACAGCAGCGGCAGCUUCGACUACAAACGCAGUACACGCCCGAGCGACAUCCACCAGCGCGCGUCAUCGCGCGCAAGCCCACACAUAGCUCCCAAGUAUUUAGCUGGGGAAAUCGAUGUCGACUCAAAUCUCGAUGUCGAUUUAUCCAGCAACUGGGAGAACAAUGGCAUGGGCAACGCGCGGGUACGCACCACUGCAGACGAGGCGCUGGACGGCGCAACUUUACACGGCGGCGACUCACUUCCACAAUCUUGCACCAGUGGGUCCGAAUCUGUGUCACCGCCUGAUCAUAUCAUCAACACGGACGACGAGAAAGGCAGCUACUGCCCCAGCAGGGCAGAUACCGCCAAGUCUCUCAGGAAUUCCUCACCGUCGGAGAAACCUGCUGUGUUAUCAGUAGAAUACACACACCGGCGGCGGGUAUCCGAGGUGAGAGAAUGCGGGUGCGCGGAGACGGAGGAUCUGGUGCGCAUCCUAAACGCACAUCUCGUUGGAUACAAGAACAUUCUCCCCCCGCACAUUGUAUCAAACGCACCGCAGACCCCGCUGCCGCUACACGGCUUCACGCAGCUGCAAGGACGCUGCAUAGCCGUGCGCCAGGUGCGCAAAAUCGGCGCAGGCAACGGCACCGCACGUAUCGAGACCGUGCGCGUCGUCUCCCUCUCCGACCCCGAAUCCGACGCCACACCGCCAGCAACGAGCAAGGCGACGGAUGUCGAUAUGGAGUCGGAGAUAGGGCUGAGGCAGGAUAGCAUCUGGGUCCUCAAGCGUUUCAAGACGCGCGAUGUACCGCUCGCGGAUGGUUUACGGGCGCGCGCGCAGCUGAAGAGCGAAUGCGAGGUAUACAAGCGCAUCGCGGAGGCACCAAAGGAGGGUAAAAUCGGCUUCGAGUUCAUUAUGUCGUUGGUUGCGACGACGACAUUCCACGGGGAGCAUUGCUUGCUGUUGCCAUUGAUGGCCACCGACCUAGCCGAUGUACUGGACAACCUGCGUACGCUGCUGCCGCGUCACGACGUCCGACGCAUCAUCGCCCAAAUCGCUACCGGGCUCGCCACACUCCACAGUAUAGGGGUAAUCCACAACGAUAUCAAGCCCGCUAAUAUCCUCUUCUCGCCCAACGGCAUCGUCAAGCUGGGCGACUUCGGGCUGAGCCACCGCACGCCCGCGCUGGCGCCGCUGCACAGAGACUCUGUAUACACCACGCGCGCGGUAGGCACGCGCGGGUACAUGGCGCCUGAGAAGAUAUGCGCGGGUGGGUACAGCUACCCCGUAGACUACUGGGCGCUGGGGUGUGUGUUUGCGGAGAUAGUCGGGGUGCAGGAGCGGGUUCUGCGGAGUUUUGAGGAGAGCAGUGAUGUUUUGACGUGGAAUGAAGAUUACGUCGAGCAUGAGGAGAGGAAAAAAUUCUUCAAGGACCAGGGACUUGACGAAGAUUCUCUUAGUCUGCUUUGCGGGCUUCUGGACCCCAGCCCACAGACACGCUUUGGGAUACUAGAGCUCCUCGUGCAUCCGUACUUCAAGAUAGACGAUGAUAUCUCGGAGUUUGACAAAAUCCGUGAAAUGGAGUCGGAUCGAUGGAUGGUUGUAGACCCUCCCAAAUCGUCGAAGGACAAACAAUCAACGCAUCCGAUCGACAUCUCGGAUCCAUCAAACGAUACUAUGUAUCGGUGGAUCAACCCUUAUGGAUUAUAUGUAGAAUCUAAUGUUUAA